This is a messenger RNA of Durusdinium trenchii, 639 nucleotides long. Lineage: Eukaryota; Dinophyceae; Suessiales; Symbiodiniaceae. The record is from the annotation of a GenBank genome assembly.
AUGCCCUGGCAGGCUGCGGCCUGCGACCCCGAGGCGACCAACCACUUCGUCGCCGCCUUUGAAGGUGCCGGGCCCUCCCAGCUCUUUCAGCCGCUGGCGCAAUGGCUGGGCCUGUCAGGCCUCUUGGCCUUGACCUUCGUGUUUGCCACGGCCGUGCAGCAGUUUGCCUUCAGCGCGAUGACACACCCGGACAGGGCCGCAGCCCUCGCGGCGGACGUGGCGGGCCUCCACGGCCUGGCCACCUACUUCGACGAGCGCGCCGGGAGCGGACCCGGUGGGACGAGCGGAAAGGCGAUCUUAGUCGUUUUGUUCAAAGUGCUGGCAGAGAAUUUGCCCCAGCUCUUUUUGCAAACGGCAUUUUUAAGCGCCGCCUUCACCCGCUUCGACGGGUGGGGGCGGCUCAAGAUCAUGAUCUCUUUGGGCUUGGGACUGAUCAGCGCGACUCUCAAACUGUCCCAGUUUGCCAUGGCAGGGAUCUCGAUCAUGUGGCAAAGACCGGUGGACCGAGGAUUUGCCUUGUUCGUCCUUUUGGUCGUUCCAUUGCCAGGAUUCCUCAUGGUGGCGUGGGUGGUGGCCCGCAUCAUCAUGGCCCACAAGUGCCCCAGUCACCAGUGGAACCUGGCCACUGGAUGUGUAUGA